Molecule: messenger RNA, 4294 nt
Organism: Acanthoscelides obtectus
Lineage: Eukaryota; Metazoa; Arthropoda; Insecta; Coleoptera; Chrysomelidae
Source: the annotation of a GenBank genome assembly
AUUUUGUUCCAGUUGAUCUUCGACGAGUUCCAAGUAGGCAGAUACGAGUCGUCAGCCCUUGACGGCUGCCCAGAUGGCUACAUGCAGCUGAGCGAAUUGGGUCGGCCCUUUACCGGGGGCAGUUGGUGUGGCAGCUCGUCGGGCCCAGCUGCAUACUUCAGCGAAACCGCUACGGUAACAGUGAGCGUGAAGCUCUUCGGGGGCCCCGGCGAAGCAAGACAACCACCAUUUGCUUUUAAGUUAAGGUACCGAUUUGUGGCCAAAGGAGAGGCCGUGGUCAGGUUCGGGUCACCGGCGGCGCCACUGGAGAGAGGACAAGUGGCACCUGGGACGUACUGCACAAGACAGUUCGAAGAGUGCUACAGAAAGCCAUGUCGUCUGCAGUCGCCCAACUAUCCAGGAAUGUACCCACGCAACGUCUCUUGUUACUGGAGCCUGAGGCAAAAGUUUGUGCCCACUUGUAAGCACGCUAUGAUAGCAGUACGUCAAGAAGCGGCUCACAAAAUGCACAUGAAAAGAUCUAUCAACGUGGCCGGUCUCAAUAAAACAGCCCGAGCCCUGAGAGCCUGGAGAGACUGCACCGGAGAACGGGACCACUUGAUCUUCUACGAUGGUGGCUCCACCAAUGAUCCAGUGUUAGCCAAGUACUGCGGAGGCGAUUGGCUGCCAAGGGUGGUGUCCAGGGGACCGGAGAUGCUGGUAGCCUUCCAUUCUUCCCCAUUCAGCAUCCCCUUGCACUCUCCACCUUCACAUUCACCCCUUAGGGGAUUCGAGCUGGACGUAGAUGUCAUUUUUGCUGAUUCCGAUUCUCUGGAUUAUUCUAGGCACAGCACCAAGUGUGAGUUCGACGUUAACGCCACCAGUCCUGAUAGCGACGAAGUGUGGACAGGUCGAGGACGCCGGGAUAGACUGAUCAGUCCUAAGCACUCUCUACCACCUAAUACAACCUGCACCUACAAGUUUCGGGGGUACCCAGGAGACUUGGUGUGGGUCAGCUUCGUCUCUUACAGCGAACGAGCUUUGCUGGUGGGUGAAAGUGCGCAUGCGUUGAUCACUAAUGGUUCUUCAGGCAACAUCUGCUCUACAAGGCUGAGAAUCUGGGACGGUACUACAUUGAUCGAGGAUAAGUGCGACGAUCCACCCAAGUUGUGCGAUCAUAGUGCUUUGAGUAAUGCUACUAGGAUCACCAGGCCCUGCUCGAUUGUGUCGGAGAGUUAUUUGUCGACAGAUAGAUACUUAACUAUAGAACAUCACACUGAAGAUGGCACUGCUCUACAUCCAGCUUCCUUCAAACUCAAGUACGAAUUCGUCGACACCAGACUAGGUGGAGAGAAACUCCUAGAAGUAGAGGAGCCAGGACCUUGCAACAGGGUGUUCCGAAAGCAACAUGUCGGUGAAGUAACAUCACCAAGAAACGUUUUUCUUUAUGGCAGAGGAGGUGCUAAAGACCUGCAUUGCGUGUACAGAUUUGAAGCAGGAGUGGAUGAAAGAGUGAAGCUCACAAUCAACAAUGCUUCCUUUGGUAUGAUGCCUUCUUGUGACACUAUAAACGAUCCUCAUACUGGAAGGCAGGCAUGCGAGUACGAACCUGGAAGCAGGAUUGCAAGGUUGAACAUUUUCGAAAGGCCCUGGAAGGACACCUUGGUGCCUAAAGCCUGCAUCUGUGACAACUCGACUCUGUCCAGCAAAUCUAUUGUGUUCGUUUCUGCGUCCAGAACUCUAGAGCUCCAUUUUACUGCCAAAGAUAUGAACAUCACUGAAGACUUCACCAUGAUACAUUUCCAUGCCUUGUUCGAGUUGGUCAAGAUGAAGGAUUGCCCAAGAAAGCAGAAGCUACGAGGUUUUGGUGGAGAUGUCCAGUUUAACAACCCACCUGUGGAGAGGACUGAGAGCUUAUGUUUAGGUAUGCCUUGGCUCAUAGAAGCCAGAUAUAACCGAAGCUUGUUCCUACUGAGUUGGGGAGCGUUCUUGUCCCUGAAACCUAGGGCUGAAGAGCAGCUGAGAUGUCCAACGUCCAAUCGCAUCAUGAUAUACACAGGAAAGCCUCCAAAACUGAUCAGAGUUGUUUGCCCAGCAGAGCCUGGUUCGAGACCACUCGUCAUUCAGGUGUUUAGCGAAGAUUGGUAUGGAGAAUCACAACCUCACAUGAUUCAACGCCCUCCCAGCUUCCUGGUGGAAUGGAUCGGCCAGGAACCUGGAGCGGCCGCCUUCAGCUGGCUGGAGAUCACCAGGUCCCGUUCCUCCCUCCUUCAGCAGCUCCAGGUGCCUGUCAACGCCAGUGCCAACGACACAGAGCUGGAGUGCGCGUACAGGUGCCCCGAGUUGAUGGACGCCUGCAUCAGCGCGUCGCUCUGGUGCGACGGCAAGGAUCAUUGUCCUUCAGGAUACGACGAGAGCGAGUCACAGUGUGGUGCUACUUCUAGGUUGCUGAAUUCGUUGCCGCUGUCGGCGCUUGCUGCUGGAAUCGCAGUGGUAUCCUCGAUCAUCCUUCUAGUAUGCCUGACUCUCCACAGAGUGCGGGCUCGUCGCCGGCGCCGCUUAGCCAAGAAGAAGCUGCUGACGGGCCCCCGACUCCUGGACCCGGGCCUCAACUCCUGACAUAAAACGCCCCCCGUCGAGUACAUCCACGUGGACCGAGAGACGACCGUAUGAGGUUCGCUGUGCCCCUGCUCCGUCCCUGUGCUCAUUUUUUAUCUACCGGUGCCUUUCAGUGACUACGAACGACAGCGGUCUCUGCGGUCUUGCUCUUCCUUCAGAUAGAUGGGUGUUAUCAGACAAACUGGAGUCGCUCUACUUCAGGUUUUCCUACAUAUAAAGUAUAGAUAGAUUUGAACUACAUAGCGAGGAUCUCAGACAAUGAAAAAUCACAUAAAUAACAGGUUGGUGAGUCUUCAGCCUCUUAUGAGGCAGGAAGUUAACCACCCGUUAUAUUUUCUAAAGCUUAGUACGCUUAUGCUAUUGAAUUAACUAUAACACGAAGAGGAAAAUAAAAACACGUGCAUUCUAGUUUAAAUUUGACACAAUCGUUUUACCAAAAAAAUAACCUAUACAUUGGAACUUCGUUCACACGUUUGGAAAAAGCACAAAAUCUUCAUUGCGAUAAUCCACGCUUAUUAUUUCAGCAGAUGACUUUUUAAGAUGUAGAGAUACUGAUUUUGUUCAUUUUGGAGUGCAAAGCUAAAUACUUAAAAGUCUAUUAAUUUUAUUCUUUUCUGUUCAAGACUAUAUGCUCCACAUCAGUGUUACAUUUAAAAGAAGGUCAUCUUAUCGCUCAAUAGCUUCAUCUAUACUAAUAAAAACAUAAGUUGACGAUUGCAUAUUCGCAUAUUGAGAAAAUUUUACACACAAUUACUACGCAGCCGGAAGAUCACAGGCAGUGUGAAUGGCAACAUUGAUUCGGAAGUUCCCAUCCAAAUGCUAUGUGAUUCACUCAUAUUGAGAAUUAAGAAUUGACGGUUGCAUAUUCACAUAUUGAGGAAAUUUUUACUGAGGAAGUAUCUCAAAUAUACAUACACACGAUUAUUACUCAACUAGAAGAACACCGGCAGUGUGGAUGGGAACAUUGGUCUGGAGGGAGACAUUCAAAUGAUUUGUGCUUAAUCCGUAUUAAAAAUCAAAGAUUGACGGUUGCCUAUUUAUACACUGAGGAAUUUUUUCUUAGAGAAGUAUCUAAAAUAUACAUACAUGCGAUUACUACGCAGUCGGAAGAUCCCAGGUAGUGUGAAUGGCAACGUUGGUUCAGAGGCGCCCAUUCAAAUGUUGUGUGAUUCAUAUGUAUUAGAAAUUAAAGAUUGAUGGUUGAACAUUCAAAUAUUGAGGUAAUUUUCAUUGAGCAAGUAUCUCACAUAUACAUACACCCGAUUAUUAAAAUCACAAGCAGUGUGAAUGGCAACAUCGUUUCGGAGCAGCCCAUCCAAAUGACGUGUGAUUUAUCCGUACGAAGAAUUAAAUAUUAACGGUUGUACAUUCACAUAUUGAGCAAAUUUUUAUCGAGGAAGUAUCUCAAAUAUGCAUACACAUUAUUAUUACGCAGCUGGAAGAUCACAGGCAGCGUCAAUGGCAACAUUGCUUCGGUAUCCUAGUUGUAUGUGAUUUAGUGAAGUACAUUAUGUGCUAUGCGCCUCAGGAUAUAAAAGUACCCGGCCAAUAAUGGCAUACUUUCGCACCAAGGUGUGUUUUAAGGUUGGCUAAAUUAAAGAUCAAAUCUUUCCGGACAAGAUCGCGAACAGUAUUUUGUUUUUAUUAUAUUUUAAAUUCCCGUUUAUGAUUGACAUAGCGUAGCACAAACAUCGCC